Anisakis simplex (herring worm) is the source of this 411-nucleotide messenger RNA. Lineage: Eukaryota; Metazoa; Nematoda; Chromadorea; Rhabditida; Anisakidae. The record is from the annotation of a GenBank genome assembly.
AUGGCUGGAGGAAAAGGUAAGGCAGGUAAGGAUUCUGGAAAGGCCAAAGGCAAAGUGAUCUCACGUAGUGCUCGCUCAGGACUCCAAUUUCCCGUAGGUCGUAUCCAUCGUUUCCUUAAACAGAGAACAACUUCCCAUGGUCGUGUAGGAGCUACGGCAGCAGUCUAUAGCGCAGCAAUUCUUGAAUAUUUGACGGCUGAGGUGUUGGAAUUGGCUGGUAAUGCGUCGAAAGAUCUUAAAGUGAAGAGGAUUACACCAAGACAUUUGCAUCUUGCAAUUCGUGGAGACGAAGAAUUAGAUACUCUCAUCAAAGCUACCAUCGCUGGUGGAGGUGUGAUCCCACAUAUCCAUCGUUAUUUGAUGAGCAAGAAGGGUCAACCAGCUCCAGGACAAAAACCAGGCGCUGCUUAA